AUGAUGCCCGUAUAUACUCCCACAACAAGUUCAGAUCCCGACCGGGACACGCACAAGCUGAAGCUUGUCUACUUCAGCAAUGAGUUUCCCAGGGACGAUCUACAGGGCGUGUUUCGCCGCCUGCAUAACCACAGCAAGGACAGUGCUCACCCGAUCUUGGCCGAGUUCAUAUCCAGGGCCACCUGGGCCAUCAAGGACGAAGUUCGACAGUUGCAGACUGAGAUCAAACACCUGAUCCCGCCGUUCGAAACAUUGUUCAGUUGGGCUGAAAGCACGGAUCUUCGGGAAGGCUUGAUCUGUGGCGCGGUAGACGGAGUGUUGCUGCUUGUGGUUCAAUUGGCAACUUACAUCGGAUAUUCAGAGAGCCGCCCCGAAGACUUGGCUGACUUGACAAACACAAGCCUUGCAGGCCUUGGACUUGGCCUGCUGGCAUCGACUGCGGUCUCCCUGUCUUCCUCGUUGGCAGACUUGCCCCAGGCCGGUGCAGAUGCAGUGCGCUUGGCCUUCCGCCUGGGAAUCCAUGUCCAGGGUGUCUCUGCAAACCUGGAAGCCCGUGAGCCGUCGGAGAGUCCAGAUACCUGGGCGUAUGUGGUUCAUAAUGUCGACCAUGGCACCGUUCAACAGGAACUCGACACGAUACAUUCCCACAAGGAAACGCCUGCCACUGGGAAGAUCUUUGUCAGUGCCGUCAGCCGUACAUCAGUCACAGUCAGCGGACCGCCAGCGCGGCUAAAGGCGCUGUUCAUUACAUCUGAGUUCUUCCGCGAGUCCAAGUUCAUCCCUCUUCCGGUCUACGGGGGCCUCUGCCAUGCGCCCCAUAUCUACAGCCUGCAGGACACGCAGAGUAUAGUCCACGGCAGCCCAUUGAACACCGUUCGGACAAACGUGUUGCCAGCGGUACCACUCUUCUCCACCAGCACGGGUCAAUACUACCAAGUCAAGAACGCCACAGAGCUGUUUGAAGCGGUCGUCUCGGAGCUCCUUACCCAAGCAAUCUACUGGGACCGCGUAAUAUCCGGCGUCGUCGAGAGAGUAGAGACUGCUGUUGCCGCUGGAAUGGUGCUGCAUAGUUUCGGUAACUCGAUUCCCCUCAACGACCUCAUGGCUGAGGUGAAGAGCAGCAUUACGCACCCUACUGUCUCAACCAACAAUCUGAUGAGCUGGCUCACCGAACCCAUACCCCCGUCUACUACCCCACGUAGCCCGGCACAGGCCAAGCUGGCCAUUGUCGGCAUGGCGUGUAGGCUUCCCGGGGGUGCGACAGACCUGGAGCAGUUCUGGGAGAUGUUAGAGAAGGGCUUAGAUGUCUCAAGGCAAAUACCAGCUGAUCGAUUUGAUGUUGAAACGCACUAUGAUCCAACCGGCAAACAGCUCAACAAGACCGUAACCCAGUUCGGCUGCUUUAUCGAUGAGCCCGGUUUGUUUGAUGCGCCAUUCUUCAACAUGUCCCCCCGUGAAGCCCAGGUCGUCGAUCCGCAGAUGCGUCUGGCUCUGGUCACCGCGUAUGAGGCCCUGGAGCGUGCGGGCUACGUUGGAAACCGCACUGCAGCCACGCAGUUACCACGAAUCGGUACCUUCUAUGGCCAGGCUGCAGACGACUACCGCGAGGUGAACCAGGGCCAGGAGGUUAGCACCUAUUACAUUCCGGGCGGCUGUCGCGCCUUUGGUCCUGGCCGCAUCAAUUACUUCUUCAAGUUUGCUGGUCCCAGCUACAGCAUCGACACUGCCUGCUCCUCGGGACUUGCGGCGAUUGAGGUUGCCUGUCAAGCCCUUUGGAACGGCACUGUGGAUACCGCCGUUACAGGAGGCGUCAAUAUCUUGACCAACCCUGAUGGUUUCACAGGACUCUGCAACGGCCAUUUCCUCACCAAAGGGCACAACGCUUGUAAAACGUGGGAUGCCACAGCUGAUGGAUAUUGUCGCGCUGACGGUAUUGGAUCUCUGGUCAUCAAGAGGCUUGAAGAUGCAGAGGCCGAUAAUGAUAACAUUCUGGGUGUUAUUCUUGGUGCAGGAACAAACCAUUCAGCAGAGGCAGUCUCCAUUACCCACCCCCAUGCUGGCCACCAGGCCUAUUUAUCUCGCCAAGUGCUGCGGCAAGCGGGCAUCGAUCCCCUCGACGUGUCCUAUGUGGAGCUUCAUGGCACUGGUACCCAAGCAGGAGACCACGAGCUUCCUACAAGUCGAUGA
Molecule: messenger RNA, 2187 nt
Organism: Aspergillus puulaauensis
Lineage: Eukaryota; Fungi; Ascomycota; Eurotiomycetes; Eurotiales; Aspergillaceae
Product: putative PKS/NRPS-like protein biosynthetic cluster
Exons: 3
Coding region: 1-2187 (728 amino acids)
Biological process (GO): secondary metabolite biosynthetic process; fatty acid biosynthetic process
Molecular function (GO): 3-oxoacyl-[acyl-carrier-protein] synthase activity; fatty acid synthase activity
Source: RefSeq, a predicted model, not a curated record